Messenger RNA from Effrenium voratum, 906 nucleotides. The record is from the annotation of a GenBank genome assembly. Lineage: Eukaryota; Dinophyceae; Suessiales; Symbiodiniaceae.
AUGAAGCUUCGGCCUUUCCUGGUGCCUGCUCUCUUGCUCACCGUCUCCGGCGGUGUGGUUGCCUGGUUGCUGCUGGCAGAACCGCCCGAAGCUCCAGAAUCCCAGAUUGCCGAAGCGCUGAGACCUGGUCUUGCGGAAACGACGGACGAAAUUUCCGAGCCUGAAAUUCCAACUGAGGGAAAGUUGUCUUCGGAUGAUCCGGCCGCGACAGCAGCACCGCUCCCGGUGGACAUACGCAAUGUCUCACCCGACGGGGUUUCCGCACCUCAGGUCAGCGGUGGCCUGAAGCGUAUAGAACCUUCCAAGCGGUUUCAGGAGCUCGUCAAUCCACCGGUCGAACCGGUCCCGGACGGACCACUUGAACUCAUUCGGGUGCAGGUUCUGGACGGAGGCCGGAUAAAAUCGAAGAAACUGGUCGUUACGCUCGCGCAUAUCGAGCCGAUGAAGAUAGAUGAAACCUGCAUCGCCCAGCAAGGCGGCGUCUGGCCCUGUGGCACGCGCGCCAGAACGUUUUUGCGCGGCCUGAUCCGGCAAUUCAAGAUCACGUGCGAAAAGAUUGCAGAAACCGGACCGCAAGAGAUAUUGGCGACCUGCAAGCGGGGCAAGAUCGACUUGAGCACCCGUCUUGUGCGCUAUGGCUGGGCGGAUCCGGCGCCCGGCGCCCCUGAGGGAUUUCAGGACUUCGCACUUCUGGCGAAACAACGCAAACUCGGGAAGUGGCAGGACCAGUGGCAAUUUGCGACCCCGGACUCGCGGUGGGAUGCCGAUCCGAAUGCACCCCUGCCCGGUCUUGAAGAUCUGGAACCGGAAAUCGUCGAGUGGAGCCAGCGAACGGAAUCGGCCGAUCCGAACCAGGAGUUCUUCGGAUUCGAACCGGAUGUCGCUGAAGAUCUUCCACAGCAAUGA